Verticillium nonalfalfae is the source of this 305-nucleotide messenger RNA. RefSeq lists its product as uncharacterized. The record is from RefSeq and is a predicted model, not a curated record. The annotation marks the transcript as partial. The transcript has a single exon. NCBI's taxonomy places the organism in Eukaryota, Fungi, Ascomycota, Sordariomycetes, Glomerellales, Plectosphaerellaceae.
AUGGCUUCCAGGGUCCCCGCCACCUGGGAUGACUACGAACGCGGCGCCUCGCCACGCUCCGUGAGCAUCGACUCCAACGCCGUCGCCGAGGACCAGUCGCUCCUCGACGACGGCGACCAGGACUACCAGAACGAUGAGCACAGGGACAGCGAGACAGGGGGCCUGCGCCGCCGCCGCCGACGCUCCUCCGUCACGCGACACCUCGCCGCCGUCGCCGACCUGGGCGGCGUCAACAGCAUACGUUCCUUCACCCGCAGCUGGGCCCGUGCCGCCGGCUUCGCAGAGGUCAUCCCCCAGCGCCCCUC